This is a messenger RNA of Notolabrus celidotus (New Zealand spotty), 1260 nucleotides long. RefSeq names its product interleukin-15-like. Bases 336 to 854 code for a protein of 172 amino acids. The record is from RefSeq and is a predicted model, not a curated record. Gene Ontology annotation, molecular function: cytokine receptor binding; cytokine activity. Gene Ontology annotation, biological process: positive regulation of tyrosine phosphorylation of STAT protein; positive regulation of cytokine production; positive regulation of immune response. Gene Ontology annotation, cellular component: extracellular region. NCBI's taxonomy places the organism in Eukaryota, Metazoa, Chordata, Actinopteri, Labriformes, Labridae. The transcript has 6 exons.
AGAGGAUAUUAAAUGUAGCAGCACGUGCCUCCUCCAGAUACAAAUUUGCUAUUUGCGUACUGUUGCCUUCACACGUAACUGGGGACUUGCUAAGUGACAUCAGAGGAGGAGUGAACUUCAGCAGCAGGGCGUGUGUGUAUGUGUGUGUGUGUGUGUGUGUGUGUGUGUGAGAGUGUGAGUCGGAGUGAGGAGCGAAACCUUGACCACACUCACGCUCGUCUCAGGUGUUCGCAGUGUUGGACACAGAUCAAUGAGUCAAAGGGGCUUUGUUGGAAUAAGUGAAAUGCAUAAUGUGAUCUCCGCUGGGACGGACAGCAACUGCUGCCGCUGCGCAGAUGACAGGCUUCAUGACGGCGCCCCCAGUGAUCCUCGUUAACCCCACAUACCCAGGAGACCCGCACACGAAAUGCAUCCAGAUCCAGUUGGCCUGUAACCUGUGUCCAGACAGCCACAAAACUCAGGUCUGGCUUUGUUUCUUUAUUCUGAGCUUCUUGAGUACAUGUACCUGUGCUGUUUCCUCGAAAGAUAUAGAACAUUUCAAUAUUUGCUUGGACCACCUAAAAUCCUCCAUUCAGAAAUCAGAUGCCAUGCUGUAUGCUCCAUCAACUAAUGAUGUUAAACCGGCUUGUGUAAAUAUGUCACUGAAUUGUUACAUGUUGGAGUUGAAGAUGGUCAUCGAUGAAGAAGACGUAUGGAAUAAUUACACACAGUGCAUCAAUGAGUUUGCCCUUUCUCUGUCUUCGUCAGCUAACGCUGUUGGCUGUCCACCAUGUGAAGCAUACUCACCUCAAAAUAUUACAAUUUUCCUUGAGAGACUAAACACUCUUUUGCAACGAUUUACAGUGUUGCUGUAAAAAUCAUAAGCUAUGUUUGUGAAAAUGUACAUUUGUAAAGAUUAUUUUUUAUUUUGUAAAAAUCACAUUGUAAGUAUGCCAAACUGUGACAAACCAUGCCGUCCUGUGUUUUAUAAAAAAGGUAGAUGACUCUAAAGUGAAUGUGUAAUGUAACAGUUUGAAUGUGUUGGAUGGAUCCUCAGGCUAUUCACUGAUUUCUUGCACACUGAGAUACUCCCCGUCACUGUGUCACAAUCUGCCUUCCAGUUGUAUAGUUUUUCAAAAGUGUAUCAGACAGUAGCUUGUAGUAGCAACACGUACUGUAAUAAUUAUUAUACAAUGUAUAUGAUAUUAAGCUAACUGCUUAACACUGUUGAAUGUAACAUAUCACACAUUAUCAACUCCAUUACAAGAUGUAACAUCAGAA